Cyclopterus lumpus (lumpfish) is the source of this 1608-nucleotide messenger RNA. RefSeq names its product mucin-2-like. The transcript has 2 exons. The coding region runs from base 1 to 1608 and encodes 535 amino acids. The record is from RefSeq and is a predicted model, not a curated record. NCBI's taxonomy places the organism in Eukaryota, Metazoa, Chordata, Actinopteri, Perciformes, Cyclopteridae.
AUGGUCCUCCAGCGCCUACUGGAGAACAAACUGUUUGUGAAGGCAGAAAAAUGUGAGUUCCACGUAAACUCGGGUCAGGUGAGGGCUGAUCCGGAGAAGGUCAAGGCGGUAACGGAGUGGCCGACCCCCUCCUCUCGGAAACAGCUCCAGCAGUUCUUGGGGUUUGCGAACUUCUACUGCCGGUUCAUCAGGAACUACGGCAAGCUUGCAGACCCCCUCACGAGACUCACCUCCUCCGAGACCAUGUCCUUGUGGACGCGCUCCUCACAGACCCACACCGGCCUGCCCACUGCACCUCCUCACAGCACCUCCUCACAGCAGCUCCUCACGCACACAGACCCACACCGGCCUGCCCACUGCACCUCCUCACAGCACCUCCUCACAGCAGCUCCUCACGCACACAGACCCACACCGGCCUGCCCACUGCACCUCCUCACAGCAGCUCCUCACUGCAGCUCCUCACGCACACAGACCCACACCGGCCUGCCCAUUGCACCUCCUCACAGCACCUCCUCACAGCAGCUCCUCACAGCAGCUCCUCACGCACACAGACCCACACCGGCCUGCCCACUGCACCUCCUCACAGCACCUCCUCACAGCAGCUCCUCACGCACACAGACCCACACCGGCCUGCCCACUGCACCUCCUCACAGCAGCUCCUCACGCACACAGACCCACACCGGCCUGCCCACUGCACCUCCUCACAGCACCUCCUCACUGCAGCUCCUCACAGCAGCUCCUCACGCCCACAGACCCACACCGGCCUGCCCACUGCACCUCCUCACAGCAGCUCCUCACGCACACAGACCCACACCGGCCUGCCCAUUGCACCUCCUCACAGCACCUCCUCACUGCAGCUCCUCACGCACACAGACCCACACCGGCCUGCCCACUGCACCUCCUCACAGCAGCUCCUCACACACACAGACCCACACCGGCCUGCCCACUGCACCUCCUCACAGCAGCUCCUCACGCACACAGACCCACACCGGCCUGCCCACUGCACCUCCUCACAGCACCUCCUCACUGCAGCUCCUCACGCACACAGACCCACACCGGCCUGCCCACUGCACCUCCUCACAGCACCUCCUCACAGCAGCUCCUCACAGCAGCUCCUCACGCACACAGACCCACACCGGCCUGCCCACUGCACCUCCUCACAGCACCUCCUCACUGCAGCUCCUCACGCACACAGACCCACACCGGCCUGCCCACUGCACCUCCUCACAGCAGCUCCUCACGCACACAGACCCACACCGGCCUGCCCACUGCACCUCCUCACAGCACCUCCUCACUGCAGCUCCUCACAGCAGCUCCUCACGCACACAGACCCACACCGGCCUGCCCACUGCACCUCCUCACAGCACCUCCUCACUGCAGCUCCUCACAGCAGCUCCUCACGCCCACAGACCCACACCGGCCUGCCCACUGCACCUCCUCACAGCACCUCCUCACAGCACCUCCUCACGCACACAGACCCACACCGGCCUGCCCACUGCACCUCCUUACAGCAGCACCUCCUCACAGCAGCUCCUCACAGCACCUCCUCACAGCAGACUAAAGCACACACUGAUCAGACCUCAGGGCCGACGCACACGCAGGAAAUAA